AAAGUUCCAGGGCAGUGAGAACCCCAGCACUGCCCAUGUCCAGAACACACCUGUGCCCACCACCUGCUGACCAGAGAUGACCAGGAAGAUGACACUGACCCAGGAGCUGCUCCUUGUGGCCCUACUAGCUCUGUGCUGGGGCCCCAGCCCUGCAGGGGCAGAAACCAUCCCGCUGCAGACCCUGCGCUGCUAUAAUGACUACACCAGCCACAUCACCUGCAGGUGGGCGGACACCGAGGACUCCCAGCGGCUCAUCAACCUGACCCUCCAUCGCCGGGUGGAUGAGGAUCCUCCACAGCCAGUGUCCUGUGAACUCACUGAUGACAUGCUGUGGUCAGACUGCCCGGCUCCCCGCUGUGUGCCCAGGAUAUGUGUCAUUCCCUAUCAGCAAUUCGUCCUCGCCGACAAUGACUACUUCUCAUUCCAACCAGACAGGCCUCUGGGCAUCCAGCUCACCGUUACUCUGACCCAGCAUGUCCAGCCCCCUGCACCCACGGACCUCCAGAUUAGCACUGCCGGGGACCAUUUCCUGCUGACCUGGAGUGUGGCUCUCAGGGAUCCUGAGACCCACUGGCUGACCCUGGGGGACCUGGAGUUUGAAGUGGUCUACAAGCGGCAUCAGGACACCUGGGAGGAUGCUGCCACCUUCCACUCUAACGCCUCCCAGGCCAUGCUGGGACCAGAGUACCUCAUGCCCAGCAGCACCUACGUAGCCCGAGUGCGGACCCGGCUGGCCCCGGCCUCAGGGUUCUCAGGACGGCCCAGCGAGUGGAGCCCAGAGGUUCGCUGGGAAUCCCAGCCAGGGGACAAGGCCCAGCCCCAGAACCUGCAGUGCUUCUUCGACGGGGACCACAUGCUCAGCUGCUCCUGGGAGGUGAGGUCAGAGAUGAACAGCUCAGUCUCCUUUGCCCUCUUCUACAAGUCCAGCCCCGAUGCAGGUUCAGCUCUGAUCCUCAGGGAGGAAGAAUGUUCCCCAGUGCUGAGAGAGGAGGUCAGCAGCCUCUACAUCCAGCACAGAUGCCACAUUCCUGUGCCUGACCCCGAGACCCACGGCCAGUACACCAUCUCUGUUCAGCCCAGGAAGGAAGAGAAAUUUAUAAAGAGCUCAGAGAACAUCCAGAUGGCCCGCCCCACCCUCAACGUGACCAAGGACGGAGACAGCUACAACCUGCGCUGGGAAACAGAGAAAAUGCAGUACACACACAUAGAUCGCACCUUUGAGAUCCAGUACAGGAAAGACAAGGCCAUGUGGGAGGACAGCAAGACAGAGACCCUACAGAACACCCAUGGCAUGGCCUUGCCAGCUCUGGAGCCUUCCAGCACGUACUGGGCCAGGGUGAGGGUCAGGCCCACCCACAGAAACUACAAUGGGAUCUGGAGCGAGUGGAGUGAGGAACGGUCCUGGACCACUGAGUGGGUGCUGCCCACGUGGGUGCUGGUGCUCUCCCUGGUCCUCCUCAAGCUCGCCUUGCUCCUGGCCCUCCGCUUCUGUGGCAUCUACGGGUACAGGCUGAACAGGAAAUGGGAGGAGAAAAUCCCCAACCCCAGCAAGAGCCACCUGUUCCAGAACGGGAAUGCGGGGCUCCGGCUCCCAGACAGCACGUCGUCGGCCUUCACCAGCAGAAGCCCCCCACACCAGGGGCCGUGGGGCAGCCGCUUCCCUGAGCCGGAGCGGGUGUUACCUGUAGGCUUUGGGGACAGCGAGGUGUCACCUCUCACCACUGAAGACCCUAAAGAUGUCUGUGAUCCAUCAUCUGGGCCUGACAUGACUCCAGCUGUCUCGGACCUACCCACGGAGCAGCUCCCCUGCCCCCAGCCCAGCGGGCCAGCGCCCUCAGGCAGGCGUGAGCACCAGGUUUCCAGCUUCGACUUUAAUGGCCCCUACCUGGGGCCGCCCCACAGCUGCUCCCUGCCUGACCUCUUGGGCCAGCCAGAGCCCCCACAGACAGGGGAAAGCCCAAAGCCGCCGCCCCCAGGGUCCCUGGAGUACCUGUGUCUGCCUGCUGGGGGGCAGGUGCAGCUGGUUCCACUGGCCCAGGUGAUGGGGCAUGGCCAGGCCAAGGAUGUGGAGAGGAGGCCCAGCCUGGGGGCCCAAGGAAGCCCCUUUCUGGAGUCUGGGGGAGGCCCUGCUCCUCCUGUACCUGGACCGAGCGUGGGUGGGCAAGGACCAAAGGACAACCCAGUGGCUCUGCCCACGGGUUCUGGGGAUCCUGCGGACACUGUCAUGGCCUCUGGUUAUGUCACCACGGCAGACCUGGUGCUGACCUUGCCCACAGGGGCCCUGUCUUACUGCCUGUCUCCCCCACUGAGCUUCCCCUCAGACCAGAAUCUCAACCUCUGUCCUGGGCUGGCUGGUGGGGCCCCUGAAGACUCGGGCCCCAUGAAGCCAGGGUUUGAGGGCUAUGUGGAGCUCCCUCCAGCCACGGGCCAGUCCCCCAUGUCCCCUCUGGGCAGUCCUGCCCCUCCUGUAGCCAGCAGCCCUGUUCUGAGCCCAGGGGAGCCCCAGGGAAACAUCCUGAACCCAGGGGAGCCUGAGGCAGAUGCAGCACCAGCAUCCCCAUGCCCCGAGGGGCUCCUAGUCCUGCAGCAAGUGGGCGACUAUUGCUUCCUCCCUGGUCUAGGACCUGGCCCUGUCUCACCCCGGAGUAAGCCCUCUUCCCCAGGACCCUGUCCUGAGAUGGGGAACCUGAACCAGGUUUUUCAGGUUAAGAAGCCCCCGUGUCAGGCUGUGCCCCAGGUGCCAGCCAUUCAGCUCUUCAAAGCAUUGAAGCAGCAGGACUACCUGCCUCUGCCCCCAUGGGAUGUCAGCAGGCCUGGGGAGGUGUGCUGA
Cynocephalus volans (Philippine flying lemur) is the source of this 2830-nucleotide messenger RNA. It is a transcript of the gene CSF2RB, whose product is annotated as colony stimulating factor 2 receptor subunit beta. The transcript has 13 exons. The record is from RefSeq and is a predicted model, not a curated record. Gene Ontology annotation, biological process: cytokine-mediated signaling pathway. NCBI's taxonomy places the organism in Eukaryota, Metazoa, Chordata, Mammalia, Dermoptera, Cynocephalidae. Bases 77 to 2830 code for a protein of 917 amino acids. Gene Ontology annotation, molecular function: protein binding; cytokine receptor activity. Gene Ontology annotation, cellular component: external side of plasma membrane; membrane.